Molecule: messenger RNA, 4778 nt
Organism: Hermetia illucens (black soldier fly)
Lineage: Eukaryota; Metazoa; Arthropoda; Insecta; Diptera; Stratiomyidae
Gene: jumu
Exons: 3
Coding region: 1206-3032 (608 amino acids)
Biological process (GO): regulation of transcription by RNA polymerase II
Molecular function (GO): DNA-binding transcription factor activity, RNA polymerase II-specific; transcription cis-regulatory region binding
Source: RefSeq, a predicted model, not a curated record
CAUUCGCCCGUCAUUCGUGCUGUGGUGGUGUAGUGAGGUUUCGCGGGGUUAUCACAAUUUCCGUUUUGCCUAUGAUUUAGCCAAAUUAAAUUCAAAUAAAUUGGCACAGAUUCUUGUUUAGUAUGUUUCUUUUGUGUUCCGCACGAAUUCUCGUGGUAAAUCGUUUGAAAAAGCGCUGAAACUCUGUGAGAAAGUUAGCGUUUGGAGAUUGUGUCGGAGCCAUAACAAAACGUUCCCGGCAAAAUUGCUGUCAAGUUUUCGUUGGCCGAAAAGUACUAGGAAAGGUGAUUUGUCCGAGAAUUUGAGUGUGAAUAUGAAUGGUGGGCGCAUCGGGAUCAGUGCUGGACGUCAAAUCCAAUAGCAAAGCAGUGCGAUUGUUUGAAAUCAACGGAAAAUCGAAAGCGAUAAGAAAUUGAAACAGAAAUUUCCCUCGUAUGAGAAUAUAAGGAAAUCCAUAACAUUUUUCGAAUAUACCAACACACACAUGCUGCAGGUAGUGGUGUGAAGUUUUCUUUGUUCUCCCCGACCGAGCGAAACUGGUGCCCCUUCCGCGUUAACCGAACCGUUGACGAGGAACGAUAGUGUGUGCGGCAAGUGUUUAUGUGACGCACACUAGCGUGGAUUUUCAAUAGGAUAGAGUUUGUUUACUGUGCGGUAUAUAGGACGGGGAAGUAUAUAGUAGGAAAAAAAAGAGGACGACGGGGUACAAUCACGUGGAAAACAUUGCACGAACAUCUGCCGCGCGUUUUCGUGGCUGCCGUACAUUUUCAAAUUGACUCGUUCGGGGAACGUUUUCAUUCGAUUCGUUUUGUGUAGUUUUCGAGCCGGUCCCGCUCGUAUUGCCGUUCGUGUCGUGCUCGUUCACUGUGGCCGUGUGAAAGAAAAGUUGGAACUGAAAAGUGAUCGCCAAGGCGGAGGGAAAUGUGAAUUUUCUUGGUUUACGGAUGCAUUAGAACAAAUUGGUCGACGGCCCUGUCCCUUGAGCGAAGUGUGCUGGAAGUGCGAAAAGGCGCGAAUAGUCGGCCCGGCGGGAGGAACUGCUCCUGCCUCGAAUGUUGGAUGUUGUCAAUUAAUGCGUGAGCGAUUGUUUUUACUUUUACCGUUGCAAUAGAACGGUGCACUCACCCGCGAAACGGCUCUGGUGAUCUAGUCUAGUCGGUUGCAAGUAGUUGCGGGAGCAUCGGAAGCAGAGAAAGGCCGGAAAGAUGUACGAAUGCGAGGAUACCUCGGCCGGAUUCCACGACCUCUUCCUGAACAAAUAUGCGGAUUCGUCUGGCUCAAUAAUGGAUUUCUUCAUAUCUGAUUCCAUGCAAGACAUGCUUGAUAUUGACAUUCGAGCCGAAGUUGCAACAGUGGUCGGAAGCGUGAGUGAAUUUACAUCUCUAGUCAAUGACUUGCCUUCGUCAAUUGAAAACGAUUCAACAAAUUCGAAUGAACACGUAAUCGAACCGGAUCGAUGGUUGGCCGGAGAAACAAAGUGGUCCGGAACGAAUGAGAUCUAUGCGGAUGUUGGAGCGUGUGUUAAUCCAAAUUCUGUGAUGCCACUUAUCAAUAGUUCGCUGCUCAAUUCCCCACGAAGUCAAAUUAAUUUAAACACGAAUAACUUUCAACUCAGCAACUCGCCUUUGCCUAGUCCGAAAGAAAGCAAAAGUCACUUAACUUUCUCGCCAAAUCAAAUUAAAAUUCGUCCAAUUGAAGAGACUAAACGCCAGUCGGCUAAUCUGUUGUCAACUUCUCAACAACAAAAGUUUGGAGGAAACGCUGAUGCUGUGAAAAAAGAUCUCCUCACAGAGUUGAGGGAGGAGAGACUAAAAAAAGUAGUCUCGACUACUGCCAAUGCACCAGUUAUUCCCGCAACCAUUGCUGGUGGAAAUACGAUCAAAUUAGCGCCAGGAUUAGGUGGACUAACAUUCGCAAAUGGUAUGGCGUAUACCAAAAUAAAACAUGCAAACAUAGACAGUUCUAAAUUUGUCCGUUCGAAUCACGUGAACAUUGUUACACAUAUUAAAAAGGAAACUGAUAGCGGAUCGCAAAAUCAGCAGAACCAACACGUUUCUUCGACUGUUGUCAAUGGCAGUAUUUACACUAGCAGUGGUGUAAGCUCGCCGAAACAAAUGGCAAGAAAUGUUAUCAUAUCAUCCACCAAAACCUCCAACGUCAUAUCAAACGAGGCGAAUUCAUUGGCCAAUCAAUCAAUGAACAACAGUAACAAUGUUACUAAAACGAAAACUAAGACAAGUUACCAUGAGUUUCCGAAACCGCCCUACUCCUACUCUUGCCUGAUUGCAAUGGCUCUAAAAAAUUCACGAAGCGGAUCACUGCCCGUCUCCGAGAUUUAUAGUUUUAUGUGUGAACAUUUUCCCUAUUUUAAAACUGCUCCAAACGGCUGGAAAAAUAGUGUACGACAUAAUCUAUCAUUGAAUAAAUGUUUCGAGAAAAUUGAAAAGCCUGCGACAAAUGGAGGUCAGCGCAAAGGUUGUUUGUGGGCCAUGAAUCCGUCGAAAAUUUCGAAAAUGGAUGAAGAAGUGCAGAAAUGGUCUCGUAAGGAUCCAAUGGCAAUCCGACAAGCUAUGGUUUGUCCCGAGCAUUUGGAAAGUCUUGAAAGGGGUGAGAUGAAACAUGGCAGCACAGGUGAUAGUGAUGGAGAGAAUGAUGUUCAGUCGGAUGUGGAAGAGAGUAGUGAUUUGGAAGGAGAAUUGGAUGAGCAGAUUAUCGAGACACCCGAGUCGAUAGAGGAUGAUGAAGAUGAGAAGUAUGAUAUAGAGGUAUCUAAUAUAUACGAAACAAUUGACAUUAGUGGCGGACAGCCUGGCAAAGAUUCAAUACAAAUGGCGAUAGGGAAGGGUGAAGUAUACGAAAUUUCCGAUAGUGAUUCCCCAAUAGCGAAAAAAGCAAGGCUCGAUAUCAAUUACUCAAUCGCACCGGCCAGUGUAUUCGAACACCAUUCGAUACAACAUCAGCAACCGUCCUCGCAAUCACAGCAACAGCAUCACAAUCGACGAAAGAUGCAAUUGGUUAAUCGAAUAGUUUAAGAUGUUAAUUAAGAAGCAGUUAGUCUCUAAGUUCUCCCUCUGCUCAUCAGAUUUUUUUACAGACACCAAGUGAUUGAGGAAGUCUCAUGUAUACAAGUAAAUAUUUUUCUACGUUAGGUAGUCUUAAGUAAUAAGGAUUGUGUGUAAGACGCCAUUCACUUCGAUUGGAGGCGCACUUGUGAUGGUUCGAAAAUGAUAAAAAAGUAAUAUAUAAGCUUUUAAUGAUUAGAAUGGUGUGUUUGUUCGUUGAAUUUUUGUGUAGUACCGCAUUUAGCGAGGUACGAUUCGCGUUCGAUUCCGUUUAGACUAAGAAUAGUAAGAUCUAUUCUUACGAAUCAAGUUGUUCACAACAGCCCAGCCGUAUAAAACUAAAUAAAUUCCUUUUUUUGCAAAAGCUGCUGUAAGAUAAGAUCAGAAAAUAUCCUCGUGUAUAUAUUCUUUGUAUCGAAUACUAGCAAUGUCCAUUAAGUCUUUUUAAUAUGCAUCGUUUUAAGAAAUUGCUAUAAUUACUACUAGGUUGUAAGUUAGGGAAAUUCCGUUUGGAAAAUAAUACGUCAAAUUUCAGUUUACUGUUGAUUUCCUAGUGGAACGUUGUCUGCAAUAUCCUUUUUCUGGUAAAAUUUGAGCAUUCCUUAUUUUCUUCUUAAGUAACAUUUGACUAGGCCGUUAGUCCUUUAUUGAAUCAAUUUCAUGCCAAAACGUUUAGCUUAAAAUAUGUGAUUAUGUUAAAGCUUUAAUUCGAGAUGUUACAGGAUAAACUACUUACUUUGUUAAAUUGAAUUAGAAUCGCUUUAUUUUCCCUCCAUUUGUAUGAGUUUAUAAUGUAGAGAAUUUCAUCUUAAUUUUGACUUUUCCAAGAAAUGGAAUAUGUUCACAUUUUUUUUUAUUUUCAGUUUGAAAAGGACAUGGCGUCAUGAAAAUUUUGAUAUAAAAAUGAUCUCUUUGUAGUAACUAAGUUUGAUUUUCGGUAAGAAUAAAAUAAAAGGUAUUUUUUAAAUAGCAAAAGUUGUUUAACGAGGUGGGAAUGUUGUUGCGGUGAAUUCAUUCGAAUUGGAAAAUUCUUUUGUUUUUCCACAUCAGCCUAACAUUGCAGCCAUGCACAAGAUUCUACACUCCGCCGAGUUUUCGCUGCAAUAACGUUUUUACCAUAAUUGAUCACUCAGCAUUUGGUUGUAGUCAUGGUAGAAAUCGUUUCAUCCGACAUACGUCCAUUCAUCAGAAGCUGCCUCAAUUAUUUGCAACCAAGACAAAUCUGAAAUAGUUUUUCUAUGCAUCUGGUAUCAUUGGCUUUAUGAGCUGUAGCUGAUGUCUUUGAAAUUCAAGCUUAUUUACAUUGAAUUUGGAAGGAAAUAGAUCCAACAUUUUGUGUAGUUCACCCAAUUGGAAAAUCACAAAACAAAUUCUGUUGUUUGGCUUUAUCCCAACGAUUUGCGAAUGAUUAACAAUUUAAGAGUGCAAUCGAAACAACUAUUUCCAUUAGUAUGUGGAGCAUCGAUGAUUUAGAACGUAUAUUCGCAUGAAAUAUUUAAAUCAUCUACUUUUUUGCAACUUGAAACUUUCGUAGCAUUCAACCAUGUUAACAUGUAUCAAUUAUCCCGUUGAUUACAUCUACUUACAGCGACCCAGUACUUACAUCCCAUUUACAAGGUUUAGAUUUGAUUUUGAGUAUCUCAAUAUUUGCCUUCUGUGUUGAAUGCUACGAAAAUUUCUCAAAAAUUACAUGUUUAAUUUCAUUCACAUUUCAUU